Messenger RNA from Eurytemora carolleeae, 1573 nucleotides. RefSeq lists its product as uncharacterized. The coding region runs from base 72 to 1016 and encodes 314 amino acids. Lineage: Eukaryota; Metazoa; Arthropoda; Copepoda; Calanoida; Temoridae. The record is from RefSeq and is a predicted model, not a curated record. The transcript is spliced from 13 exons.
UGUCUAUUGUUUAUUUCAGAUACUAUGAAUAUCUAAGCUAGAUAUAUAAUGCUGCACUAAAGGAUUGAAAGAUGAAUGUCAAAACUGGAUUUAAAAUAAUAAUCCUUGCUCUUUCCUGCUGUUGUUUGAAUGGACUCCGAUUGCUGGAGCUAGAUGUGCCAACACACAAGGUUGUCGGAGAAAGUGCUAAACUAACCUGCAGGUUUGAAAUGGAAGGAGCAGCUCUUUACAGUGUAAAAUGGUAUAGAAAUGAACAGGAGUUCUACAGGUUUGUUCCCAAUGACCGGCCAAAAUUACAAAUCUUCCCUCAAAUCGGUAUAAAAGUAGAGAGAUCCCGAUCCUCUCGCCAACAUGUUUAUCUUGAUGAUCUUCAAAUAGAGGCAACAGGAACCUACAGAUGCGAAGUUAGCGCAGAAGCUCCAAGUUUCAGAACCAAGCAUGCUGAACAGGCAAUGAUAGUUGUUCAGCCUCCUAAACAUAAUGAAAUCAAGGGCAUGAAAGAAAGAUAUUAUGUAGCAGACUCUGCUAAUUUAACCUGUUACUCCAGAGGCUCUAGUCCUCCGGCAUCACUUAUUUGGAAAAUUAACGGUAUUCAGGUUUAUGAUUAUGAUAUCGGCAUUGCUGGGGAGUAUGGGCCCCAUGGAGAUACUUCAAGAAGAGAGGAGCCCACUAGAGUUCGCCAGAUGAUAGAGAAGGAUUACAUAAAUACUAUUGAAGUUGUAGAACAACAGGAGGCUGUUGUUGCUCAUACAAGAGUUUGGUUAGAGAAGGAUGGUGAACACAACCUGGAUACUUCAGCCAGCAACCUUAUAUUCAGGGUUCAAGAUGUACACAGGCAUCAAGGUUUGAAGGUUGAGUGUAUUGCAAGUAUUGGUCCUGUAUAUUGGCAUACAACCCAAGAGCUGCUUCCUGUCUCUGCUAGAGAAAGAGAAAUUGUAAUAUUUGGAAACUCAGCUCAUAACACAGGAGAAAUCGUUAUUAUCUGUCUUCUCUCAGCACUAUCGUUCAUUGUAUGACUUCAAAUUCAAAAAAGCGAAGUCUACAUUAAUUUUAAAGUAUUUUAUGAAAAACAUUAUUAUUUCAAAUUUUUGUAUAAAUUUUACAACAAAAUAAUUUCAUUAACGUCUGCAGUAAAAAGAUUGAGAAAAAGCAAGAAAAAAUAUUUAUUUGUUACUUUAUAUAUUAGUUACCCUCCUAAGGUUUGAAGAGAAGAGAUGGGACCAUUUAAAUUCACAUUUGUAAAUAUUAAAAGGCGAAAAAAAUUAAAAAGUGCUGAAAGUUUAGAACUAUGCUGUUUAAAUAUAUUUUGAUGAAAUAUAAGAGUUAUGUACAGAACAUAUCAAGCAGCUAACGGAAUAAACGAACUUGCAUUAAAUUAAUAAAGAUCGAAGUUCAAAAAAUCUAUUUGCCCUCAUUUUCCGUAACAUUUUCAAAGUUCCGAUAAGCAUGGCAGUAAUAGGGCUUAUACUUGCAAGCUUUAACCUAAACCUUUAACUAAAACCUUAACAAAUAUGUACUCUGGAAUUGUAGUUCUACAAUAAAACCAAAUUUACAGAAUAUACAAUCCUGAUGA